CGGUUAGCCUCGGCAGCUGGUUAGCCGCAUAGCAACUCAGCAUCAUAGCGAUCAUUGGCUAUUCUUCUUUUCUCUUCUCUUCUCCUUCACCUUUCUCCUCCAUACCCUCGAUUCCUAUUCCACAUCCCUAGGGCUCUAACAGAUCCGAGAUUCUCACCAUGGCUGCUUCCCUGUCCCGCGCUCUGCGACCUCUGUGUCGUGCGGCUCCGUCCCGCCUGGUGGUCUCUACGACGAAACCCGUGUCGGCGCAGACUCUUCGGUCCGCUCGUGCCUUUUCUACCACCCCUCGCCGACGAGACGUCGAUCUAACCGACGUCGAGCCCACUCCGAUCACGCACCUCACUGAAACUGAGAGCAUGAUGGCCGAUACGGUCUCCAAAUUCGCGCAGGAGCAAAUCGGACCAAAGGUCCGGGACAUGGAUGAGGCCGAGACUAUGGACGGUACGGUGGUUGAACAACUGUUCGAGCAGGGAUUGAUGGGCAUCGAGAUUCCCGAAGAAUACGGCGGGUCAGGCAUGAACUUUACUUCUGCGAUCAUCGCGAUUGAGGAAUUGGCGCGAGUGGACCCGAGUGUGAGCGUCAUGGUCGACGUGCACAACACACUGGUCAACACGGCGGUGCUGAAAUAUGGCAAUGCGGAAUCUCACCGGCAAUGGCUGCCCAAGUUGGCCUCGGACACAGUCGGUGCUUUCUGUCUGUCGGAACCAGCGUCGGGCUCGGAUGCGUUUGCGCUGCAGACGAAAGCCGAGAAGACUGCGGAUGGGUACAAGAUUAACGGAUCGAAGAUGUGGAUUACGAACUCGAUGGAGGCUGGGUUUUUCAUUGUGUUUGCCAAUCUGGACCCCAGCAAGGGAUAUAAGGGAAUCACUGCGUUCAUUGUUGAGAAGGAUAGGCCCGGGUUCAGCAUUGCGAAGAAGGAAAAGAAGCUUGGUAUCCGGGCGAGCAGCACCUGCGUGCUCAACUUUGAUGACGUGGAGAUCCCCAAGGCGAACCUCUUGGGAGAGGAAGGAAAGGGGUACAAGAUUGCCAUUGGCAUUUUGAACGAAGGACGGAUCGGUAUUGCUGCUCAGAUGACGGGUCUGGCUCUGGGAGCAUGGGAGAAUGCUGCAGGUUAUGUCUGGAAUGACCGCAAACAAUUCGGCCAACUUAUUGGAACCUUCCAAGGCAUGCAACACCAAAUCGCGCAAUCAUACACGGAAAUUUGCGCGGCGCGUGCACUAGUCUACAACGCCGCUCGCAAGAAGGAAGCCGGGCAGGACUUUGUCAUGGACGCAGCCAUGGCCAAACUCUAUGCUUCGCAGGUUGCCGGACGAGUUGCAGGGUCUGCCGUAGAAUGGAUGGGAGGAAUGGGAUUUGUGCGCGAGGGCAUUGCUGAGAAGAUGUUCCGUGACAGCAAGAUCGGCGCCAUCUACGAGGGGACCAGUAACAUACAAUUGCAGACGAUUGCGAAGCAGUUGCAGGGACAGUACACUAAAUAGGUUAUGCCUUUAUUUCAUUAUUUUUAUUCUGCUUUGUCCAUGACAUGAACGAAUCUAUAUUAUGUUCGGGGUUUCAUAUCUAUAGAGUAAAUAACAUUCAUCAAAUUCAUCAUAUAUACAUGUGUAUUCCAUUCCAAAUACCAUUUUUAGCUCCACAGACCGUUGUAACAGUCUCGACACAUUAUUAAAAGGUGUUG
Talaromyces proteolyticus is the source of this 1675-nucleotide messenger RNA. Its product is annotated as putative acyl-CoA dehydrogenase. Gene Ontology annotation, molecular function: acyl-CoA dehydrogenase activity; flavin adenine dinucleotide binding. Lineage: Eukaryota; Fungi; Ascomycota; Eurotiomycetes; Eurotiales; Trichocomaceae. Gene Ontology annotation, cellular component: mitochondrion. The transcript is spliced from 3 exons. The record is from RefSeq and is a predicted model, not a curated record. The coding region runs from base 159 to 1478 and encodes 439 amino acids.